Molecule: messenger RNA, 4811 nt
Organism: Toxorhynchites rutilus septentrionalis
Lineage: Eukaryota; Metazoa; Arthropoda; Insecta; Diptera; Culicidae
Product: zinc finger protein 501-like
Exons: 12
Coding region: 360-1658 (432 amino acids)
Biological process (GO): regulation of transcription by RNA polymerase II
Molecular function (GO): DNA-binding transcription factor activity; RNA polymerase II cis-regulatory region sequence-specific DNA binding
Source: RefSeq, a predicted model, not a curated record
AGAUUCGUGUUAUACACAAAUAGAUACAUUGAUUGCUCCUGGAAUUGUGAGAAAUUUUUAGCAUUUUUAUGUUGAAAUUGGACAGUUCUAGACUUUGAGUUGAAUUGACUGGAGGAGUGAGAUGGCGUUAGUCAGCAACAACCUGAAUGCUGCCAACAAAAUGUGUCUGGAAUUCAAGUCACGGUACAAUGGAGAAAUUUACAAAUUUUGAAUGCCUUCUAAUUCUAUUGGAACGGUUAUUUUUCAUGCUAUGUUUUGUCAAUAUUUUUACUAGUCGAAAUCAUCACCGUAAGCGCUUAAGUGUUCGGAACUGGAUGCAUUACGAUAUAUAAGAUUGCUAUACUCCAAUCCAUAUCAACAUGGAUAAAUGUAGUUUUUGCUCCGAUAUAUGCAAUAAGGAAUUCCAUCACGUGCUGAUACCCUCUCACCAAGAGCCGAAACUAAAAACUGUGCUGCAGAAACUUAAUAGUUCCACUUCCCAAUUGAGUAGUUAUCCUACAUGCGACAAAUGCCGCCAAGAAUUAAUGACCGUCUACAAGAUUCCCGAGAGCUGCUUCCAAACUUUGUCCAAUGCCAAACCUACAGAUCACAUCAAGAUGGAACCAGAGCUCAUGAUUGAUGACCACGAACUGUCGGAAAAUGGCGAAUUUUAUGAAGGAGAUUCAAAAGUAGUCUUUGGGCCGAUUGAACCGGAAGACAAAAUGCGUAUCGAGGGUGAAGAUGGAGGAAUAUUCUUCUUCAGUGAAAUAGACGAAGACGCGAGAACAAAUACACAAAAAACAGGUGAACUAGAAUACUCACCUUCAGAACAUCAUAAAUGUAAGAAAGAGUUGGUGGACGAAAAUUUGAUGAAAGAUCACUUACGGUUACACAUGGAAGGAAAACCUUUUAAAUGUAAAAGGUGUGUAAAAACAUUUAGUUCUAAAAACGGACUAAAAAAGCACGUACAAACUCAUAAGGGUGAACAUCCCUAUUCUUGUUCACAUUGUCUGAAAGCGUUUAGGACUCCUUCAAAGCACAAAGAGCACAUUCGAACUCAUACGGGUGAAUGUCCCUAUUCUUGUCCACAUUGUCCGAAGACGUUCAAGCGAACUACAACGCUCAAACUGCACAUUCUAACUCAUACGGGAGAACGUCCCCAUUCUUGUCCGCAUUGCCCGAAAGCGUUUGGGGUUCGUUCAUCACUACAACGUCACAUUCGAACUCAUACGGAUGAACGACCAUUUUCUUGUCCACAUUGUGCGGAAGCAUUUAGGAAUUGUAAAAAACUACAAAAGCACAUUCAAACUCAUCCGGAUUCGGGAAAUCCUUCAAAAGAGAAACCGUUUAAAUGUGAAAAGUGUGAAAAAACAUUUGGCUCAAAACACAACCUUAAAAUACACGUUUUUACUCACACGGGUGAACGUCCCUAUUCUUGUUCACAUUGUCCGAAAGCGUUUAAGCAUCCUUCGACGCUUCAAGAGCAUAUUCAAACGCAUACAGGUGAACGUCCCUUUUCUUGUCAACAUUGUUCGAGAACGUUUGGGAAUCGAAAAGUACUCCGACAGCACUUUCGAAUUCAUUCGGAUGAACGUCCGUUUUCUUGUUCACAUUGUCCGAAAGCGUUUAAGCAUCUUUCAGGGCUCCGGGUACACAUUCGAACACAUACGUGUUUGUAAAAAUGUUUUAGUACUAUUUGAAAAGUAACUAUUCAACUGGGACUUUUCGCAGCUGAACAUUCCUUUUUUUGCCCACAAUGUCCGAAGACGUUUGUACAAGCUGCAGCGCUCAAACAGCAUAUUGUAACUCAUACGGAUGAACGCCCGUUCUAUUGUCCACAUUGUCCGAAAGCGUUUAUAGAUCGCACAUUGCUCAUAGUGCACAUUAGAACUCAUGCAGUGGUGUCGAGUGGGGGUGGAGCGGACCCGCACCCACAACCGCACUUCUUUGUAACAUAAAAUCAAGUUAAACCAGAAAAACGGUCCGGUUGUACCACUGGCAUAGAUUAGAACAAAAGAACAAGUAUAGGCAUUAUCUGAACGCUAAAUAUUCCAUGACAUGUCAAGAGAAUUUCCAACCCGCGAAGACACUUGACCGAUCGGGAAUUGAACCCAAUGCCCUUGUCAGCAUUAGCCAUGGAUUUACAAGGAAUUUGCCGCUUUACUAGAUUCCCGAUAACGAUCUGCUGAUGCGAUGGCUUUCGAAUCAAGACAGCUGAGCAACCCCAAGCCGAAUUCUAGCCGACACUUCAGGCCCCGUAACUCUUCAAAGGCAUGUCAAGAGAAUUUCUAACUCGGGAAGACUCUUGACCGGUAAGGAAUUGAACCUAAUACCUAUGUCAGUACCAGUCCAGAAUUUACAAAGAAAAUCCUGCUUCACUGGAUACCCGACAACGGUCUGCUAAUCUUUUUCGACACCAGACAGCUGAGCAAACUCAAGCCUAAUUCCAGCUGAUACUUCAAGCCCUUCAUUUAACCUAAGGGUGGGUUUAGACUAGUGAUAUAUUCGUGCGAAGAAAUAUGAUGAGAUUUAUAGAAAUCGCAUCAACCGUUCACACUAGCGCGAACUUAUAUAAUUAAUAUAUUCAUAUUUUCGGUGAAUUUAUUCUAUACAUUCUAUACAUAUAUUCCUCGAAGAAGUGUAUCAGAUAUAUUCUCACCCGUUUACAUCUAUUUUUGGGUGAAUAAAUCCAUCUAUAGCUAUAGAUCUCCCUAAUGUAAACUCGCCAUAAGGUAUAACCGCGUCAAUCUGGAUAUGCAAUGAGAUCUGCCACAACAAAGAAAAAUCUCGUAAUAAUUGUCUGUUAACCUGAAUGAGGUGGCAGAAGUAAAUGACUUUUAAAACUGGAUGAAGUUAAAGAAAAAAUAUUUUCUGGAAUUUUUUCAUUCAAUUAUAUUUUUUUCUUUGAAUAAAUACCAAUAACGCCAAAAAAUACACUAUAGCAAUAUUACAGAACGCGCACAGUCUGUGAGUACACGUGUUAGGUUAGGCGCAAAUUGAGAAGCGUAUAGCGCUCGUAAGCGAACGCGAGACUACCAACACGACUCAUACGUGUCACAAACGUAACGUGGUGGAGCACAUAUUGAGUCGCAGUUUGGUGUAAAUAACAUGCCACUCGCAUACAAUGACUGAUUAACACAGAGUUGCGCGAUAUAUUUAUUUACUAACACAAUCACCCGACCAGUACAGCAAUACAGUGUCAAACCCACGGCGCUAGAUGAUUGUUCACCAACACAACUACCACAACCGGCAUGACCAGCACGAGAAACUGUGGUUCAGUCACAGCGUCGCGCGAGUCGUGUCUCACAAGCGCUCCACCAUCUCGCGUCAUCUGGCCAAUUUGCGCCGUUCUAUCUGUUUUCAUUAGCCACAAAAACAGGCGCUAUAUCGCGCCAAGUUACUCGCGCUAUAUGUGUCUCAAUUUGCGCCUUGCCUUACGAUUUUUCGCGCGAGCGCGAGGAGUGUUAAGGGGGGAUCCCGGUCUGGAAGGUCGAAAAAAUCGAUUUUUUUUUGUUAUUUGCAUUUUUGAGAAUAAUAUGUCCUCAGAAAUGAUGUCCUAAAAGGAUUUUUCGAUAUUUGAUUUUGUUGAAAAGUUACAGCCAAAAGUAUGAUGUCACCUCAGGGGUUAUAGUAUUGCUGUACGAAUUCUCAAACGCGUUUUUCUCGAAACCUGUUUUUUCAACUGGCAGUAUCGAUAUCUCAGGAUUUUUUCAUUUAUUUAUUUAUAAAACAUUCAUAUUUUGUAACUUAAGACUUCUGACUUCUAAUGUUCAAUUGUAAAAUUGAAGUGGAAUAAGCGCUGCACAGAACAAAACAAAAAAUCAAACUAUUUGAACAACUACUAUUAGCUCCUAAUUAAAAUGCUCUAUAUAACCUUUCUUAAAUGCUGUCAACGAAUCUACAUUAGAUAGACUUGUGAGUAAAGAAUUUCAAUGAGUUACACCUCGCACGAAAAAUGAAUUCUCAUACUUAGACGCACGAUGCCUUGAUAAAAUAUAUUUUAUGGCCCGAUUUUUUGUGUGGUUUAUAAUUUACUAUACAAAUACUCUGGUUUUUUUCGUUUUCGAGAUUCUAUGUAAAAUUAAGCGACAACGAAGCUUACUUAAAAUUAACUAAUGGGCAUCCUAUGAGGACAUGGUGCAACUGAGAAACAUGGGACAAUCUAUUCAGGUUAAACACACACCGUGCACAGGAAUUUACAGCAAGUUUGAACUUGAACUUAUUGAAAGUUGCUAUAGAUACAUCAUCAAAUAUGAAAUACCAUGCUGAAAAAUUGGAGAAAAAUAAGGCUUUUGAAAAGUUUUAAUUUGUUUUCUUUUCUUUUAAUUAUUUAAUUAGACUCAAGUGUAUAAAGAGUCAUCAUCUAACAGUACAUUAUUAAACUAUUGAAAUUUAUCAUAACUACACAAUUAUAAACUUAUAAGUCUAAUUAACUAAAACUACAGAACAAUAUUUCAUUAAAAAUAUAAUUUACUAGCUGACCUGGCAAACUACGUCUCGCCCAAAAUUUGUGUUUUGUUAUCAAUACCUUCAAACAUUCACGUUUUCUUACUAUGAGCAUGUUCAUGGGUCCAAUCGCAGAACUGUUCAUUAAUUGAUCUUCUAAUCGUUGAAUUUACGUUUUUUUUAUAAAAUUCCUAGUAUUUCUAACAAAACUCAUCAUUAUAAUAUCACAUUAUUUUCAAACACAAUUCUCGUUCAAGAUUUUUCAACCACUUGCAAAUAACAUGUUUCUCCGUUACAUGGAAUAAAUGUUUUAUACAGAAAAAAAUGAUAUAUGAUAAUGACAGCCCUAAAUCCGACAAUUCCUUUCUCGAGUUCUGCUCCUAUCA